UGCGCGUGCGCAGACCCAAAGGACGCCCCGACGGCGGUUGAAAAAUGGCGACUGUCGCCGAGCUGAAGGCUGUUUUAAGGGACACCUUGGAGAAAAGAGGAGUGUUGGGGCAUUUAAAAGCAAGGAUCCGAGCUGAGGUUUACAACACCCUGAAUGAUGAAAGUGAACCCCCACCUCCACUGUCUCAUGAAAACCUUCUAAUUAAUGAAUUAAUUCGGGAGUAUUUGGAAUUCAACAAAUACAAGUAUACAGCGUCUGUCCUCAUGUCAGAAUCUGGUCAGCCCGUAGUUCCAUUGGACAGACAGUUUCUCAUCCGGGAACUAAAUGCAUUUGAAGAAUCAAAGGAUGACACAGUACCACUUUUAUAUGGAAUUUUAGCUUAUUUCUUACGUGGAACUAAGGAGGACCUCCAAAAUCCAUUGCUGAGAGGGUCUUCACAUCAGCCUCUAAACCCAGAUCUUGGCAGACCACCUAGCGGAAGAAGGCAAAGGGACGAGCACCUAGGAGAGAAGGGGAGCGUCCGCAGUCAUGAUGACCCUCUCGUGUCUCAAGCAGUGAAGAGAUGACGUUUUCCUCCGGGGCAUCUUUUGUCUCCAAAUUGUGUGUAUUAAGUAGCAUAUUUAUUCUCUCAACGUGGCCAGAAUACGUCACUAAUAUUUGUACUUUGUAGAAAUUCGAGUUUCUGCAAAACAUUGAGCCCCUCCUGUUUUAUUUACUACAUUUGUGAAUAAAAGCGGACUCUGUCAUCCAGCUUCUUGGAUUUGACUUGAAGGAAAAAAACAUUGUUUUCAGAAGGUAUGAUGACGUUUUUUAAAUUUGGGAGAACUGAAGGGAUUUUUUAGUACCCUGUAUUUUCUUAAAAAAAAAAUUCAGAUCUUUGUAGCUGUGUCCUCUACCCUUUAACAAGGUUACAUUAAUUAAAUUUCCUUCAGGCUGGAAUUAUUUGGAUUGAAGAAAAAUCCAUUCAUGUUUAAAAAAAAAAAGCAUUUAAAAGAACACUAAAGCCAGAAAAAAAACUAA
Suricata suricatta (meerkat) is the source of this 1020-nucleotide messenger RNA. It is a transcript of the gene CEP20, whose product is annotated as FGFR1OP N-terminal like. Gene Ontology annotation, molecular function: protein binding. The transcript is spliced from 5 exons. The record is from RefSeq and is a predicted model, not a curated record. Gene Ontology annotation, cellular component: ciliary basal body; motile cilium; centrosome. NCBI's taxonomy places the organism in Eukaryota, Metazoa, Chordata, Mammalia, Carnivora, Herpestidae. The coding region runs from base 45 to 566 and encodes 173 amino acids. Gene Ontology annotation, biological process: microtubule anchoring; cilium assembly.